AUGCUUGCUUCACGCUUAUCUCGAGCUGCUUUUCGAACAUACAAACAGGGAGCGGCCUUUCCCCAAUACAUCUCUCAAACGAGACGAAAUCUAGCUACAUGUGUUUCUGAGAACAGCACGACGGGGGUGUUUUACGAUGUUGUGGUUGUUGGAGGUGGACACGCUGGCUGUGAAGCCUCUGCCGCCGCUGCACGAUCGGGCGCGAGAACCGCCCUUGUAACCCAGAAGUUAUCUAGUAUUGGUGUUUGCUCCUGCAAUCCGAGUUUUGGCGGUAUUGGAAAGGGUAUAAUGAUUAGAGAGAUCGAUGCACUAGAUGGAUUGUGUGGACGGAUAGUUGAUAAAGCGGGCAGCCAGUUUAGGGUGCUGAACCGGAGUAAAGGUCCCGCGGUUUGGGGUCCAAGGGCAUUAAUCGAUCGGAAGCUGUACAAGAAGCACAUGCAAGCAGAGCUCUCUAACUAUCCGAACCUAACGCUGAAAGAGGGCUCUGUGGCGGAUAUCGUCAUCGACAAGAAUGAAAGCUUCGCUCGCAAUAGUGAGGGCCACUAUGGGCAAAUUACGGGUGUUAAGCUCGAAUCCGGAGAGGUGAUAUAUACCAAGCAUAUCGUCAUCACGACUGGGACCUUUCUAAGUGGGGAGAUUCACAUUGGGUUGGAUGUAUUUCCGUCUGGGCGGAUGGGAGAAGCUGCAUCGUACGGGAUCAGUGAGUCGUUACGAGAGGCAGGGUUCCAAUUGGGACGAUUAAAGACAGGCACACCUCCGAGGAUCGAUGGGGACACUAUUGAUUAUACUCGCCUUGACAUUCAAUACGCCGAUGAUCCGCCCGUUCCGUUCAGUUACAUGAAUCUGCAAGUUGAACAGGAAAAACAACUGGCUUGCUAUCAAACCUUCACAACUACCGAAAGUCAUGAGAUAGUCCGAGCAAAUUUGGAUAAGUCAAUACAUAUACGUGAAACAGUCAAGGGGCCACGGUAUUGCCCCUCUUUGGAGUCGAAAAUCAUGCGAUUCCCUGAUAAGGAUAAACAUAUAAUAUGGCUUGAGCCUGAGGGAUAUGAUGACAACAUUGUUUAUCCUAAUGGAAUUAGCAUGACCGUUCCCGCGGAUAUUCAGGAAGCGCUUUUAAAAACCAUCCCAGGGUUAGAGAAAGCUACUAUGACCCAGGCUGGGUACGGUGUUGAGUACGAUUACGUUGAUCCUCGAAGCCUUCGAGCUACACUUGAGACCAAGGUUAUCAAGGGACUGUUCCUAGCAGGGCAGAUCAAUGGGACGACGGGAUAUGAAGAAGCAGCGUCCCAAGGCAUAAUAGCCGGUAUAAACGCCGGGCUAUCAUCGCAGAAUAAACCGCAAAUGACACUGCUUCGCUCUGAUGGAUACAUCGGAAUUAUGAUUGAUGACCUAAUCACAAAAGGAGUUUCCGAACCUUACCGAAUGUUCACCGCUCGAUCCGAAUUUCGAAUGUCUGCUAGAUCGGAUAACGCCGAUGUACGGCUUACCGAGAAGGGAAGACAUUUCGGUGUCGUAGGUGAAAAGAGGUGGGAUCAUUUCCAGACUGAGACUGGGAUGAUGGAUGAGGUUAGGUCAACUUUGAAGAGUCUAGAACUCGGUGCCCUGAAAUGGGUUGAAAAGGGUAUAGAGGUUUCUCAGGAUGCCUUCAAAAAUACUGCUUUCGACCUGCUCAGGAAGAAUCACUUGAAUGUUGAUUCGUUCCUAGGGGUAUUUCCAGAGCUUAAUAAAUACCCGGAGAGGAUUAGGGAAAGGAUAAACAUCGAGGGUGCAUAUGCGCCGUAUAUCAAGCAGCAAAUAGAUGAUAUUCGGGAGUUUGAAAGAGACGAGAACUUAGUUCUACCACCCGACAUAGACUAUAACCUGAUUACUCCACUUUCUGCUGAAGAGAAAGCACUUCUUACAGCAACCAAGCCAGAAUCAAUUGGACAGGCGAGAAGAAUCGAGGGUAUAACCCCUUCGGGCUGCUUGCUUCUUCUCAGAUAUGCAAAAAGACGACUACGAGGAUCGAGUUACCAACGUCAAUCUCCCUUUCGGAAGACAGUCGCUGAAGUCCCCGUAGUGGCUCCGUCGACAGAAGCGGUUGCAUAG
Molecule: messenger RNA, 2091 nt
Organism: Orbilia oligospora ATCC 24927
Lineage: Eukaryota; Fungi; Ascomycota; Orbiliomycetes; Orbiliales; Orbiliaceae
Exons: 8
Coding region: 1-2091 (696 amino acids)
Biological process (GO): tRNA methylation; tRNA wobble uridine modification
Cellular component (GO): cytosol
Molecular function (GO): flavin adenine dinucleotide binding
Source: RefSeq, a predicted model, not a curated record